Molecule: messenger RNA, 258 nt
Organism: Eruca vesicaria subsp. sativa (arugula)
Lineage: Eukaryota; Viridiplantae; Streptophyta; Magnoliopsida; Brassicales; Brassicaceae
Source: the annotation of a GenBank genome assembly
AUGAACUUUUUGCAGUUUAUAGAAACAGGGAUCAUGAUCUCUCCCACUGUAUAUGCAAGAAGAAGUAUAUGUCAUCUCUUCUGCGACCAGUCAGAUGCAGCACUCAGAGAUGCGAUGCAAGCUCAGUGCGUCUAUCCGAACUGGCCCACUGCGCUCUACCUUCAGGCAGUGGCUCUUGCAAAGCUGAAUAUGCUCGAAGACUCAGGUACCAUGUUAAAAGAAGCCAAGAUCAUGGAAGACAAGAGGAUCAUAAACUGA